Molecule: messenger RNA, 2410 nt
Organism: Suhomyces tanzawaensis NRRL Y-17324
Lineage: Eukaryota; Fungi; Ascomycota; Pichiomycetes; Serinales; Debaryomycetaceae
Product: GMC family oxidoreductase
Exons: 1
Coding region: 164-2284 (706 amino acids)
Molecular function (GO): long-chain-alcohol oxidase activity; flavin adenine dinucleotide binding
Source: RefSeq, a predicted model, not a curated record
UUUUCUUUCACAAAACCAUGGUAAAUCCCGGUCUUGUGGGGAAUCAUCAAUGGUUUGAGGCCACACCACUCCGAUGGGCGUAUAUAAGAAGAGUUGUCUUCGGCAUGGUGGUCAAGACAAUAUUCAUUCAUCUUUUCCUUUUACUAAUUGAAAUCAACAGAAAAUGGGUUUGCAAGACGUACUCUUUCCCAUGGAAGUGACCGAUGAGCAGCUCCACACGGUCGUUUUACUCAUGGAUGCUGCCAUUCAUGAGGUUAGUGCCGAGACAGUUGCUCCAUACCUCGACAAGAACUUUCCGAGAGAGAAAUUGGAUAAAUAUCUCGAAGAAUACUCAAGACCUUCCAAGUUGAAGGGUUUCAAGGAAUUAUUGAGAGAGGCCAUCUCCUCAAACACCACCCCCACCCAAACCCAGAGAGACUUCAGAUUUUUGGGGGCUUCAUUAAUGUCGAAAUUGGCUGCUCCAAUAUUCACCAACUCUUUGAAAACUGUCCCGGAAAUGACUUUGGAGGAGAGAGAAGAUUUGUUGAAAUCAUGGAGAGACUCGUAUCUUCCCAUCAAGAGAAAAUUGUUCGCUAUCAUCGUUACUUUGGGAAUUGUUGGGUUCGUAAGACUUGCCACCGAUUUGCAUAAUGCUGCCUGUGGCUAUCCUGGAAGAGACACCAGAGAAAAGAUGUACGAAGGCCAUGAAAAGUCUGAUUUCAGAUACGAAAUGAUGAGUAAGCCUGAAGUGGAAGGUGAGGUAUUAUCGCUUCCAGAUCUUGAUGUUUUAAUCGUUGGAUCAGGUGCCGGAUCUGGUGUGGUUGCACAAACCCUUUCCGAACAGGGUUACAAAUGUCUUGUUUUGGAGAAGGGAAAAUACUAUCACCAAUCUGAGUAUUCCUUCAAUGAAUUGGAAGGAACAGCCUUGUACGAGAAUAAUGGUGCAGUUAUUACAGCAGAUGCGCUGUUAAUUAUUUUGGCAGGUUCUAACUUCGGUGGAGGAACCACUAUUAAUUGGUCUGCCUGCUUGAAGACCCCAUUCAAGGUUCGUAAAGAGUGGUACGACGAUUUUGGUCUAGAAUGGGCCGCUACUGAAGAUUACGACCAAUGCAUGCAAUACGUGUGGGAUAAGAUGGGUGCUGCUACCAAGCACAUUAACCACUCCCAAUCCAAUAAAGUCAUUAUGGAAGCAGGAAGCAAAUUGGGGUAUGCAGUUCGUGAAAUCUACCAAAAUACUGGUGGACACAAAGCUCACGACUGUGGUAUGUGUCACUUGGGUUGUAAGCAUGAUAUAAAGCAAGGUUCCCAUGCUUUCUGGUUGCGUGAUGCGCUGAAGAAUGGAUGUCAGUUCAUGGACCAAGUUAGGGUGCUCAGAAUUGUUCAUAAGAACGGAAAGGCCACCGCAGCCAUUUGUCAGAAUACCCAGACCGGAAUUAAGUUCACCAUCACUGGACCUAAGAAAUUUAUUGUCAGUUCUGGUUCGUUGAAUACUCCAGUUCUAUUGCAAAAUUCCGGCUUUAAAAACAAGCACAUCGGUCAAAAUUUGAAGUUGCACCCUGUCACAGUUGUUUUUGGCGACUUUGGAAAAGAAACUAAGUCAGAACCACACUAUCGUGCAAUUAUGACCAGUGUUUGCACGGAGAAGGAUGAUAUCGAUGGCAAAGCACAUGGUGCAAAAAUUGAAACUAUUGUCCAUACCCCUACCAUGCAUCAUGUAUUCUUCCCUUGGGAUGGCAGUGACAGGUCAAGAGUACACCUGUUGCGUUUUAACAGUAUGUCUUCAAUGUUGAUCAUGCAUAGAGAUACCACGAGCGGCAGUGUUCGUGCUGAUCCUGACAGGCCUGAAGCCCUUAUUGUUGACUACACUGCGAACAAAUUUGAUAGAGGUGCUAUGCUAGAAUCUGCUUUAAUUGCUGCGGAUAUGUUGUACAUUCAGGGAGCCGAAGAAAUUGUUGCACCCCAGUCCCACACAUUAACUUUCAAAUCUCAAAAGCCAAAGGAGGAAAGAAGAGUUGAUGAUGAGGAUUUCGUUGAAUUUAGAAAAAGGAUGGCUAACUGGCCUAUCGAAAUUUACGGAACCCGGAUGGGAUCUGCUCAUCAAAUGAGUACAUGCAGAAUGUCUGGUAAGGGUCCAGCCUAUGGUGCUUGUGAUACAAGAGGUAAACUUUUCGAGGCUGACAACAUCUAUGUUGCCGAUGCUAGUACAAUGCCAACCGCUAGUGGUUCAAACCCAAUGAUUACAACCAUGACAAUUGCAAGGCAUAUCGGAUUGUGCAUUGCUGAGGAUUUAAAGUCUGGACUUUAAGAUUCACCGCCUUUGGAGUGGUAAUGAGUAUAUAAAAAUGGAACGACCUAUUCUACUUCACUAAUUCAGCUAAAAGAGUCCGAUAUUUACUAUUCAUUACACAGAUGACAACCCAAUUAGUUUUGG